This is a messenger RNA of Fragaria vesca subsp. vesca, 1197 nucleotides long. Its product is annotated as probable serine/threonine-protein kinase WNK11-like. Gene Ontology annotation, cellular component: cytoplasm. The record is from RefSeq and is a predicted model, not a curated record. Gene Ontology annotation, molecular function: protein serine/threonine kinase activity; ATP binding. The transcript is spliced from 3 exons. Gene Ontology annotation, biological process: intracellular signal transduction; protein phosphorylation. Bases 97 to 987 code for a protein of 296 amino acids. NCBI's taxonomy places the organism in Eukaryota, Viridiplantae, Streptophyta, Magnoliopsida, Rosales, Rosaceae.
GUCUCCCAAUCAAACACAAAUUCUCGUUUGGGCAAAAAUCGAUUACGUUCCAAGAGUUUUGGACUCGCGUUUACUAACUCAGAUUGAUUUUUGGAGAUGGCAGUGAAGGAUACUAGUACUUUUGAUCCAGAAUCCGAGACGUAUGUGGAGGUUGAUCCGACUGGGCGGUUUGGGAGGUAUGAUGUGCUGCUUGGUCAGGGUGCUGUGAAGAAGGUCUAUAGGGCGUUUGAUCAGCAGCAAGGUACUGAGGUGGCGUGGAAUAAGGUGCGGUUGAGGAACUUCAGUGAUGAUCCAAUGCUGUUGAAUCAUCUUUACGCGGAGGUUAAGCUACUGAGCGAGUUGGAGAACAAGUACAUUAUUGAGUGUUACAGUGUUUGGAAGGAUGUGGAGCGUCACGCUUUGAAUUUUGUUACGGAGGUGUGCAAUUCUGGGAAUUUGAGGGACUACAGGAAGAAGCAUAGGCGUGUGAAUAUUAAGGCUUUGAAGAAGUGGUCAAAGCAGGUGCUUGAGGGAUUGGAGUACCUCCAUACACAUGAGCCGUGCAUUAUUCACAGAGAUCUCAAUUGCAGCAACAUUUUUGUCAAUGGGAAUAACGGACAGGUGAAGCUCGGUGAUCUGGGAUUUGCAGCAAUACUGGGGAGGAGCCAUAAAGCACAUACUGUUCUAGGGACACCCGAGUUUAUGGCACCUGAGCUCUACGAGGAGGAUUACAAUGAGAUGGUGGACAUAUACUCGUUUGGGAUGUGCUUGCUGGAGAUGGUAACAAGGGAGAUACCAUACGGUGAAUGCGACUCUGUUGUCAAGAUAUACAGGAAGGUCUCAGCUGGUAUAAGGCCUGACUCCCUAGCCAAGGUGGCUGAUCCAGAGGUGAAGGCAUUUAUAGAGAAAUCCUUAGGCCAGCCAAGGGCAAGACCUUCAGCCUCUGAGCUACUGAGAGACCCCUUCUUUUCUGAAGUUGUCGCUGAAGAGCCUGAUCCAACCUCUUGAUGGCUUUUUGAAACUUCUGGUGUUUUGAGACAAAAAAAUGCUUGGGAUGUGGGGCUUAUCUCUCAUUUCUGAACUAGCAGAUGAGGUUUUUCUAUUCUGACUAUAUGCCUGUCCUUCUCUCUAGGCUGAGGUAAAUGAUGGUAGUAUUGCAAACAUUAAUUGUUAACCCCCUGUAGUUGCAUUUCACUAAAAUUGAAUCUAUUUAUUUCU